Neltuma alba is the source of this 1604-nucleotide messenger RNA. RefSeq names its product alpha-galactosidase-like. NCBI's taxonomy places the organism in Eukaryota, Viridiplantae, Streptophyta, Magnoliopsida, Fabales, Fabaceae. The coding region runs from base 48 to 1298 and encodes 416 amino acids. Gene Ontology annotation, cellular component: plant-type cell wall. The record is from RefSeq and is a predicted model, not a curated record. The transcript has 15 exons. Gene Ontology annotation, molecular function: hydrolase activity, hydrolyzing O-glycosyl compounds. Gene Ontology annotation, biological process: carbohydrate metabolic process.
GCUUCAAGAUCAAGCUUUAGAGUUUAGUUAAAGAAGGAAACAAAGAAAUGGGGUAUAUGGGAAAAGAUGAAUCAGAUUUAUGGGGAAGCUUGUUGAGGCUGAUUCUGCUGUUGAGUGCUAUAAUUAGUGCUUCAUCUGCUUCUUCUCCUUUCAACAGAAGCACUUCAGAUCAGUUUAGAAGAUUCUUGCUUGACAAUGGACUUGGUCGUACGCCUCCGAUGGGAUGGAAUAGCUGGAAUCAUUUUGGCUGUCGGAUUGACGAGAACUUCAUCAAACAAACAGCUGAUGCAAUGGUGUCAACGGGUCUUGCUUCUCUGGGAUACCGAUAUAUUAAUAUUGAUGAUUGCUGGAGUGAAGCUACAAGAAACUCCCGGGGAAAUUUGGUACCAAAACGUUCAACAUUUCCUUCAGGAAUCAAAGCCCUGGCUGAUUAUGUUCAUGCCAAAGGUCUAAAACUGGGAAUUUAUUCUGAUGCUGGAACUCUAACCUGCACAAAGAAGCAGCCUGGAUCACUUGGACAUGAAUACCAAGAUGCAAAAACAUUUGCUUCCUGGGGAGUAGACUACUUGAAGUAUGAUAACUGUGAGGAUACACAUGGUCUUAGUCCAAAGAUAAGGUACCCCAUAAUGACCCGAGCUUUGAUGAAAGCUGGAAGGCCAAUCUUCUUCUCUCUCUGUGACUGGGGAAGAGAAGACCCAGCAACUUGGGCCAGAAACGUAGGAAAUAGCUGGAGAACAACGGGAGAUAUUGAAGACAACUGGUUCAGUAUGACAUCUCGUGCAGAUCAAAAUGAUAGAUGGGCAUCUUAUGCUGGACCUGGAGGAUGGAAUGAUCCUGAUAUGCUUGAAGUGGGAAAUGGAGGCAUGACAACUGAAGAAUACAGAGCUCAUUUCAGCAUAUGGGCACUAGUCAAGGCUCCUUUAUUGAUUGGGUGUGAUAUUAGAUCUGUGGAUAAAACAACAUAUGAACUACUCAGCAACAAGGAAGUUAUAGCAGUAAACCAAGACAAGCUAGGAGUUCAAGGGAAAAAGGUGAAAAGCAUCUACGGUUUGGAGGUAUGGGCUGGUCCUUUGAGUGAUUACAAGGUGGCAGUGAUCCUAUGGAAUAGAAGGUCAUCAAAAGCGAAAGUUACAGCGUAUUGGUCUGACAUAGGCCUCAAACCAGGAACCACAGUUGAUGCAAGAGAUUUAUGGGCUCACUCAACUGAAUCUUAUGUUUCUGGGCAAAUCUCAGCAUAUUUGGACCCACAUGCUUGCAAGAUGUAUGUUCUUACUCCCAAAUAUCAUGGCACUUCCUAGAUGUGUUUGUGGCUGUUGAGGAUUCCCAGAAGUGGGACAGAAAGAAAUAAAAAUGAGUGUAUUGAGUCCCUUGAGAGGUUGACUCAGUUGUCAAGGAUAAGAUGAGAUGUUAACAGUGAUUAGGGAUAAAUCAUUGAUCACUAUUUUAAAUAAAUGUGAGAAGAAACAUGAAUCCAAGAUGUAAAUUUGGUUUCAUGUGGAAAUGCAGAAAUAGAUGUGGUGUAUCAUUUAAUUUGAAUUUUAAGCUAAUUUAAGCUUCUGCCAUGUUAAUAUAAUAAGAUUUUUAAGCUCUCCAAAGCAUGUCAA